Messenger RNA from Asparagus officinalis (garden asparagus), 1405 nucleotides. Its product is annotated as 2-carboxy-D-arabinitol-1-phosphatase. Gene Ontology annotation, molecular function: phosphatase activity. The record is from RefSeq and is a predicted model, not a curated record. NCBI's taxonomy places the organism in Eukaryota, Viridiplantae, Streptophyta, Magnoliopsida, Asparagales, Asparagaceae. Bases 1 to 1188 code for a protein of 395 amino acids. The transcript has 9 exons.
AUGCUCAUCGCCGACUCUUUCGAUGUCUGCUUCACCAGCCCCUUGAUCCGAUCAAAGAGAACUGCUGAGAUUAUAUGGGCUGCUCGGCAGGAGGAAAUGAUACCAGAAUCUGACCUUCGGGAGAUCGAUCUCUACUCUUUUCAAGGUCUUUUGAAGCACGAGGGGAAGGAGAAGUUUGGUAAUGCUUAUCGCCAGUGGCAGAAGGAUGCGCCCAAUUUUAACAUCGAUGGCCAUUAUCCGGUAAAAGAACUUUGGGGCCGAGCCAAAAGCUGCUGGAAUAAAAUUUUAGCUCAUAAAGGCAAGUCUGUCCUUGUUGUUGCUCACAACGCAGUUAAUCAAGCCCUUGUUGCAACAGCAUUAGGAUUAGGCACGGACUACUUCAGGGUAUUGCUUCAGAGCAACUGUGGAGUGAGUGUGCUGGAUUUCACUCCAAAACCUCGAGGUGACUCUCCCCAUGUAUGCAUCAAUAGGUUAAAUCAGACCCCAAAUUCACCUAUCGCUGGGGGGACUUCAGCGGGAAGAGAAACUUCCAAGCGUAUAGUUUUAGUAUGUCAUGGAUCCACACAGGGUAACAAUGAGGCUAUCUUUGCCAACAUGGGUUAUGAGUCCAUGAACAUGCUUGGAGUUAUACAGUCGCAAAAAACUGCAGAGCUACUCUUAGACUUGAAGGUGAAUUGCAUACUCUCCAGCCCACGGAUAGCCUCAAUUGAUACAGCCACUUUGAUUUGUCAGGUCCAGGAAGCAGCAGAUUGCUUGGGUGCUGACUGUGUGCCUCGUUAUGUAGAGGUAAAGAAAACACUGGACCUUGAGGUUGAACCUGUUCUUCAAAAAGCACGCGAGAAUACUGGGUCUACAUUGUUAGAUAACCUUGAUGAUCAUCAUAUAUCAAACUUAUGGAAUCAAUCGGACAAAGCCUGGCAGUCUGUUCUUGAAGAACUAUCUGAUGAAUCAGAAACUGAAAGAAAUGUGGUAGUUGUUGGGCACCCAUCUAUUCAUACUGCGUUGAUAUGCCACUGCCUCAAGUUAACAGCAGAGUGGAUGGAUUCUUUUCAUCUUGAUGAAGGCAGCAUCAGUGUUAUUGAUUUUCCUGAUGGGGCAGCAGGAAGAGGAAUAGUCCGGUGUAUUAAUUACACCGCACACCUUGGUAGAUGGUCUAUACCUGUGACGAGAUCAGUCAGAAAUAAUUAAGAGGUCUAGUAAAGGUACUUCUCUGCCAUUUUUUCCCCCUCCAAUAUCAAGUUUAACCUGUAUUGAUUAUGUACUAACUGAUAUAAAUUCUACCUCCUGAUGGACGUGUUGCUGUACUUGUAGAAUUGAAAAAUGGGAGGGGAAAAAAGUAUCUAUAAUUUGUUUGAAACGUUUUCAGAUAAUGUUGUGAAAAAUAGCAGAUACUAUAUCUUCCUUC